CCCGCCGCGCCGCCCCCCGCCCCGCUGGCGCCGCCCGCGCCGCCGCCGCGCGCCGACAGCCUGCGCCUCUCCGCCGACGACAUGGUGCUGGUGGCCAACGCGGGGCUGCGCACGCGCGCCGGCACGCUGGCGCACUACCUGAGCGCGGCGUGCCCGCUCGCGCGCAGCGCCUACUUCGAGCCGGAGCGCGAGCGCGGCGCGCGGCACAGCGCCAGCACGCACGCGCUGCGCCGCGAGCGCGACGCGCCGCCGCCGCCGCCGCCGUGCGACUGCCUGCCCACGGAGCCCAUCCCGCCGCCGGAGCAUUUCGAUUUUUGAAUUUCGAACGCGCUCUUGUUGCGUUGCCUUUGUUGGAUGCGAAGUAUGAACUGCCUCGCUCCGUUCGUUUGUGUUGACCGUUUUGAAUUUCGAAUUUGUUUCGCGGCGGACGGAGGCGCGUUUCGAUUUGCGAUUUUUUGUCUAUGGACUCGCUCGCUCCGUUUUUAAUUAUGUUGGCUGUUUGUAUUUGAUUUGUUAAGGUCAAGCGCGUUCCGAUUGUGAAUUAACGGUUUUAUAUGAAAAUGAAGUUUUCUGUUCACUAUGCACACGAAGGCGGGCGACGAAUGAGUUUCCACGGGCUUAAAUUAUAAAGUUAGUAUCUGACAGACAGCGAGUUAGCGCACAUCCCGAACUAGAAAAGAUAUCGGAACGCGGCUUUCCCCUAUGUUACAGUUUUGUUUUUCUUUCGAAUUUUAGCAAUAAUAUUGUUAUACACACAAAGGUGACGCGUCCGACCCUGCGUGCGCGUCACUUGGCAUAGAGAAGUGCGAAGCAUAGCUAUUAUACUCUAUGGUUAAUCUAUAAAUAAUAAUCAUCGACAAAUAUAAUUUAGGUGAUAACUUUUUAAUUUACGUUGGACAUGUGUAAAUAAUUCAGCGCGUGAUAAUUUUCAUCUUUACACAUUGUUUUAUUUGGUGAUUCGACAUGUUUUUAAUAUUUUUUUAACGAUAAAGUGAGAAAAAAGAUUCAAUUUAAUAUUAAAAUGGGCGUGAUUAACGAUGUGCCAAGAUGGAUCUGGGGCCGAUGGUGUUUCGAUCGAUGCAUUAUUAUUAUAAUUUUUUUUUAUUAGUUAUUUAUAUGCUCUCAAUUAAACAACGCCUUUGUAAAAUAUCAUCACUGUGAGAAUCACGUGGUUUUUUAUUAUUUUUAAUUGUAGAUAAGUGUCGGUCGGGGUCGAUGGAGACGGGAUGCGUUGUUAAACUUAAUCUAAUAUGAAAUUCGAAACAUCAAUCGUAUAAAAAGACAUUUAUAGAACAAAAGGAAACAGCAUCCAAACAAACCUUCACCGGACAUGGCGUAAUUUUCGUGCUAUCGCUUAAUUAUUAUUAUUAAUUUUACGUAUAUUAAUAAUGUAAUGUAAUAAUGUACAAAGUGGGUUCGCGCUCAACAUACAAGUUUUAGCUUAGUGUUAAUUGUAAUUUUGUUUCCAGUCUAAUGAGAGUAAAAUAAAAAAAAUAAAGGAAAAUGCAAAUGGCUGUCUGUUGAAAUGUAAUUAGGUAAUCAUAUUACACUUUUGCUACGGAAUUUGAGUAUUGCUUGAAAUGUUGUAAGAGAAUUAAUUAUUGCUAAUCCUUAUUUGUUUUUUUGACGUCACUUUAGAAAUUCUUAUGAAUUUUAUUUGUAGAGCACACACACCUUACGAACUUGUUUUAUUUGUAUUGAAAUUUGUUGAAACGUUCGACUCGUAUUAUACUCAAUUUUUUUAGUCGAUAUUUUUUUAUUGAUUCUGAUGUGACGCCAAAAAAUUAAAACGGCUCUCGAAUGCGGACGCGUAUGGCGUGGUCGUGAACAAUAAUAAGUCAGCUGUUUGACUGUGGUUUAAAAAAAAAUCUUUUUUUUAUCUGGCGCGCGUCAUUCGCGUUCGAAUUUUGAAAACUAGUUGAAAUCUGUGUGAAAAUGGUCGUUUGUACGCGAUCGCAUGCACUUGUCUCUUUCUAAUUAUAAGGCUGAAUUAGAAAGUGUCAAAAUUGUUUUCUCAUUUAUAGUAACGGGCGGCGAUACAACUCGCGCGCAUUAUAGGGUGACCAGUUAAAUUAGUGUAAUGUGAUGGAAGUAUUAUGAACUUUGUAGUUAUAGCAAUAAUGUUCAUCAUGAUUGUGUCAAAUUUAUUAAUUUUUAUUUUUGUUGUAGCAACCCUAAUUAACGGUGCGUUCAGCCUUUUUGUGAUUUCGUGUGAUGUUUUCGGAGUUUUUUUUUUUUGUUUAAUUUUGUCAUUUUAUUGUGUGUGAUAUGCAUACUUACUAGAUAUAAUUAAACAUAGGUCUGUAUGUAUGUAGCCGUGCGGCGAUCGCGUUUUUUCUAAAUAAUCUUAAUUAAGCGUAGUGUUAUACUUUUACAUGAAAAUCACAAAUCUGACACGUCGGCUUCGUAUAUCGUGAUCAUCGCAAUAUAUUAUAUACCAAGGAUUUUAUAUUGUUUUACUCUAUACCUUCUUGUUCCCUAUUUAAUAAUGAAAUUUGUACAUUCAUUUUAUAUCUCGAAUAUUCUUUUUUUUUUCAUAAAUGCAACUUGUUAUGAAUACUCUUUUGAAAAUGUAUUAUAAAGGUUUUAAACGUUUUUUUUUUUUAAUUUUAAUGAUCUCGGAGACAUUACAAAAAGUAAUCGUGCCAUGAUAUGUUAGUAAUAAAUGUACGAAAUGAAUAAUAUAGAACUAUAAAUGAUUUUUUUGCGGAUUAGGAGAAGCAAAUUUUAUUUAUUUUCAUGAAACAUUAUUUCCGGUGAUUUGAUUGAUGUGAUGUAGAAGUUUAUUUGCAAUCUUAGAUUUUAUUGGAAUAUACCUCGAGUUUUUGUACAGUUAACAAAAAAAUUAUGUUUAAAUUUUUAUUUGUAAUGAAAUAAGAUGUCGCGAUACGCGAAGCCGCUACACAUAAUAAUGGUUACAUACUGUAGUUAUAUAUUUAUAUAUAUGAGCUUUGGUUUAUAUAAUUUAGAAUAGAGUCGACCGUUCCUGUGGGUUGGCUGCGGCGUUUGUGAGAUAUUCAAGUGGAAAUAAAUUUUAUUUUUAAUUCCAA
Messenger RNA from Zerene cesonia (dogface butterfly), 3050 nucleotides. RefSeq lists its product as uncharacterized. The record is from RefSeq and is a predicted model, not a curated record. Lineage: Eukaryota; Metazoa; Arthropoda; Insecta; Lepidoptera; Pieridae. The transcript has a single exon. The coding region runs from base 82 to 318 and encodes 78 amino acids.